Molecule: messenger RNA, 1100 nt
Organism: Prorocentrum cordatum
Lineage: Eukaryota; Dinophyceae; Prorocentrales; Prorocentraceae
Source: the annotation of a GenBank genome assembly
GGCGGAGGCUGGUGCCCCAGUACCUGCGCGAGGAGCAGCACGGCGGGCGGCCCUUCUUCGUCAUGCGCAGCCUCACCUGCGGCAUCGGGAGCCCCGUCAUCGCCGACCUCAAGCUGGGCACGCAGUCGUGGAAGCCAGACUUUCACGGCAGGCCUGGGGCCGACGAGGCGAAGCGGACGAAGAUGGACUACCUCGACCGCGCCUCCACCACCAAGCAGCUCGGCGUCCGCGCCACCAGCAUCCAGAUGCCUCCUGACCCCUCGACGUGGCGGGGGGGCCACGCGCCCUCGGACCCGGGCGCCUACCAGCUCGGCGGGCGGGCGGCGGUGAAGCAGGGCCUCGUGAGCGGCGACGACGCCUGGAAGCGCGGGUCGACCGUCGGGGAGUUCGAGAUGCUGCUUAGGGCAUACCUUCCAACGCCUGCGCUGAGGAUGGAAUUUUUGGAGAAGCUGGAGCCCUUCAUACAGACCUUCUCGUCCCAGAAGACGUACCGCUUCACCGGACUCUCGCUUUUCGUGUGGUACGACGCCCUCGCUGCUGGCAGCGAGGAUCCGAAGUUAGGCAUGGCGAUGAUCGACUUCCCGCACACCCUUGGCAGUCCCAGCGAGGAAUACGGCGAGUUGGAUUCGGGAGUGCUCAAGGGCCUUACUUCGCUUCGCGACAUCGUCACAGCCCUGGAUGUUGAUCCUGAAACUGAUAAUCCUGUGAGUGAGGAGCCCGUGAGGGAGGCCUCGUUCCAAGGGGGACACGCAGAAAACCUAAUGGAUGACGAAGAAGCCUGUGAGUUCAAGAAGACGCACGGCUUGGACCACAUGGACCGCUACAGAGUCGAGCUAGAUUUCUUGAAGAAGGCAAGGAACGAUCCUCUCUGGCGGAAGCUGGUGCCCCAGUACCUGCGCGAAGAACAGCACGGCGGGCGCCCCUUCUUCGUCAUGCGCAGCCUCACCUGCGGUAUCGAAGACCCCAUCAUCGCCGACUUCAAGCUGGGCACGCAGUCCUGGAAGCCGGACUUCCACGGCAGGCCCGGGGCCGACGAGGCGAAGCGGGCGAAGAUGGACAAGCUCGACCGCGCCUCCACCACCAAGCAGCUCGGCGUCCGC